Molecule: messenger RNA, 4170 nt
Organism: Suillus clintonianus
Lineage: Eukaryota; Fungi; Basidiomycota; Agaricomycetes; Boletales; Suillaceae
Exons: 4
Coding region: 298-3822 (1174 amino acids)
Source: RefSeq, a predicted model, not a curated record
UCAUUGUCUCCCGCGCAUUGAGAGGAUCUACCUGUACCCAUCUGGUCCUACCAGCAUACAUAAUAUCAAUCAAUAGUUAUUUAAUUCACAGGGUCGCAAGGUUGUAGCAGGCGGUGGGGAAGCGGAGUUUAAAACGUGAACAUACUUGGAUGGUGAAGUUGGUUCGACUUGGAGUUUGCUGCUCGCCAUCAUCAACACCCUCGACGCUUGCCAUUCCGACGUCUUAAGCGUACGGUCCUUACUUUCUUUUAAACACUCACAGUCACUUCAAGAAAUUACACUCCUUCCGACGUUAUUAUGGACCCAACUUUCGACGUCUCUGCCAAAGUCCAAGAAUCCAAUAUGGCAGCCAAACAGAGGUUUGAAUCAUUCAAGAUGGGCGGUGGUGCUCCAGCCAAUAGUUUAAACAAUUACAUUCCAAAGCAUUCACACGGACGAUCUCGCUCUCGCAACAGUUCAAUAUCUUCCCUUUCAACACUAUCUAUUUCUGCUUCUGCACCUUCAUUCCCCUCUCCAGUUGAUUUCACUUUCAAUAAUGUCCCUUCAAUCCCACCUCCUUCAAAGCGUCCUAAUUCCCAUCACAGACGCCGUUCUUCUGUUUCAACUCGCCGCGAGUCGGCCGAGCUUAUGGGCGUGUCUCUUCCUGACCUUCCCGCAGCUAAUUCAGAUGACAAUGUCAAUCUUGGCGACAAGGACUCUAUACGUCGCAGGGCUCUCUGGGCCCUUGAGGGAAAGCCUGACCUCGCUUUCUCCAAGGUCGAAAUUCCUGAUAUCACGUCUCCCAAUUUGACAAAGUCUUUUGAGUUCCCAACAAAGCCCUCUUUCCCUCCUGGUACUGGUAUCAGCGGGCAUGGUAUUAGUAACCUCAUGAGCAAGCGUGAUUCAUUCGGCAAAAUGUUUGCGUCCACUUCUACCUCCAAAGAUCAGCUUCAGACACUAGUUGAGGAGGAGGAAGAGGAAGAAGAGGAAUCUCAAGAAGACUGUCCUGCUCCAGUUGCCGAGGUUGUCGAGGAAUUUACGGAAGCUUCCGCUAUUCCACCUACUCCAGCCCCCACACCAGUGGCAAAGUCUGCUAUACGUCACCGUCCCGCCAGCCUCAACCUUAGGCCUCUCUCGCUUGUUUCUGGAAAUGCUGUCGGUUGCGCUCCCGGAAAUCUCCCCACGCCCACUCUUACGCCCAAUCCUCGCCCCAAUGGUCUGAGAUCUCUCGCCUUGACAUCCGGCUCUGACACCUUCUCGCUUACGAACCCCAAUCCCACGAACAGAAGCAUGAAUCGCCAUUCUACCACUGUCACACCGUCUUCCAGUGGUUCCUUCAGUCUCGCCUCACGUCGCUCUGCUUCAACCGAAAGUUCCUCAUCAUCUGACAUCAGCAGGAAACGCAGUAGCAUUUCGUACAAGCGGUCUGUUGCUUCUAUUCCUCGCGACAUGGGUGUUUUGCCCACGCCUGGCUCAACUCCCACCGACCGUCGUUUUUCGGAAUCAAGUGAUGUAGGAUGCGUCGCAGAACAGCCCCUUACCGCAGCCGAGCAACAUUUUUUAUUUAGAUCGCACAAUGUGCUCCUGGCUCGCAUAAUGGAUCUCGAGCGCACGCUACGUACGCGAUCGAUGUCCCGAUCGCGUCCCCUUUCCGCGGCUUCGGAUGUUUCUGCAACAUCUUCUGAACCAAGCGACGAGAUGCUGCAGCUUAUCUCGGAUUUGAAGGCUGAGCGUGAUGAGCUGAAGAGAGAUGUGGAUGGGUGGCGCAUGCGUGUGGCUGAUGCAGACAAACAAGCUAGCGUUCUAGCAAGGCGAGUUGAUUCUGAGAGAAGAGAAGCCUGGGUGGCUCGCUCGCGGCUUGGCCUGUUGGAAGUCGAGAAGCGUGGCUUGGACAAUGCCCUCGGUAGCAAGAAUGCCGAGCUCCAGCAAUCAAUAAGCCAGAGCGAGCAGUUGAAGAAAGAAUGUGAUAGCAUGAGGGGGGAGCUGGAUAGGUUGCGUGCUCGUCUUCGAGAUGCUGACAGCGCAGUCGACGAGUGCAUUCGCCUCCGUGCUGCACUCGAGCUAGAGCGUACCAGGCGCGCGGAGCUGGAGAAACUGCUCGACGACGCCGGAUUGCUUAAUACACCCACAAUUCCACUAUCUGUUGAUGGGCAGGUCCAAUGUUCAGUGCCUAGUCGGUCUUAUGGCACCCGUUCUCGUGGACUUGGCUUUCAGUCCAUCGACUCUGACAGCUCUUCAACCGAUGUGGAGUCUGUCGACCAAAGCUUUACCAAGGCUGAAUUCACCCUCGAUGCUGUCACAGAGGAAGAUGAGGACGAAGACGAGGAUACCUGUGACUUUUCUGAUGAUGAGGAUGGGAUGGCUGGUUACGAAGAUGCAGAAGACUCCGACCUCAGCUUCCAGAGCCCAGAUGGUUCAUCCAUUGGCUCCGAGGAUGAACUCGAUAUCAUGCCAGUCUCGGUCCUGAAUGAAGCUACAAACAGACUCAACUCGUUGUCCAAACCCGCUCAACCAAAGUCUUUGCAUUCUCCACGGGCUUCACUUUCCAAGACGUGGACCUUCCCCAGGGGCCAGCCUGUCAUUGCAGUCAAGCGUGAUGUUGACGAGAUUGACCGGUUCUUUGGAUGCCUCGAUGACGACGAAAAUUCACCCCCACUUAGUUCUGAGGAGAUGAGCAAAGUAAUUUUUACGUCGACGUUUGGUCUUUCCUACGAUGAUGAGGACGAGUUACCACCUUUUGUCAUCCCUUCAGACGUUGGCACUGUCGUCCUAGACCUUCCCACGUCGAACAGCCUUGAUGUUGUGCCAGAAGAAGACGAAGAGGAUGCAGGCAAAGCUGAUAACGAGCAUGACGGCGAACCACUUGGUGAGGAAGUCGAGGGCGGGAUCCGUUUCACAUUCGACCCUCCGCCGGCUGUCUAUAGUCCUCCACCUAUCAUCUGCAUCACACCUCCGACUGAGUCUGAGGCAGCUAUUGCGCUAAAACCUACCCCUGUCUAUGAGCCUUUUGAUGAUGAGGAAGAUGAUGUUUCUCCCUUCACUUUCCCCCAGUCUAGGUUUCAAGAGCCGAUCACCCCGCCCUCCUCUUCGCCACCGACUUCGGAGAGCAGCAGCCGUCCAUCAAGUAGGACUACCAACUCACCGUCAUCAAUUCCUCGUGCAACUUCAUUGCGUUCCUUCAUGCCGCUCACACCACCAUCUUCAGCUACACAGCCUGGACGCGCGUCCGAUCGUUUUACUGCACUGGCAGACUACCCGGCGACGUCAUUUACUACCCCUCCGUCAAGGCGCGGCGGGACUACCUUCAUUCCUCAACCGGUCUCACCAUCACCAUCCAAGAUAUUCUCUCCUAUGACAUCCCGCGUUCCUGUUCCGGUGUUGCGCUCCAAGGGUGCCACAAAUGCCAACGAUGCGACUCUCAGAUGCUACGGCGCCUCUGAGGAGGUAACAGGAGCAAACUCCGAUACUUGUGAAUACUCCGACCAACAAGCCUCAACUUCAUCUUUAUCGUCCAUUAUGUCUUCACCGCUUGCGGCACGAUUUUCAUUCCAGACAUUGUCAAACUUUAUUCCCCUAUCGUGGACGCCGGGUGCAGCUGCGGUUGCGUCGCGCACUACGCCUAGCACCUCAGUUAGCUCGAUUGAUGAUGUUGCACAGGCAGCAUCGUCAUUCACUAGUGCUUCGCAUGGUGUACGACGCUCGAUUGAAAGGAGAUUUGUUUCGAGGGAUCAGCAGUUGGAGAAGCUGAAGAACCGAUUGGGCAAUAACCAUAUUAAUGGCAUAGGACGCUGUCUUGCGGUCGCUCCUUGCGGUGCUUGCAAGGGCGCCGACGUUUUUUUGUGAAGCACCUUGCCAGUAUGUUCCCUGACCCACUGGGUCUGUAUGCUCGCCCUAGUCGUAUGCCUUCUCCUUCUCUAUGACCCCCCUACAUCUCCGAUUGACGUGUCACAUACUCUCACAUCCCCCUCACUUUUUCUUUGUCGUGUUAUGACUGCCCGUGAGGGGAAAGUCAUGUUAUCAUGUCCCAAUACUGUUGUCUUUGUAUUAUAUUAUUAUUUGCCUUCUAAGAACACUUCGAGGACAAUCUUCGUUCAUGCUCAUAUUUUUAUUUGUCACGUCUAUGCAUUCUUGGGUCUCAUCGAACGAUAUCGAUAUGUCAGGGUUAUUUGCAAGCUUGAGUCGGUAGGUCCC